Molecule: messenger RNA, 838 nt
Organism: Spodoptera exigua (beet armyworm)
Lineage: Eukaryota; Metazoa; Arthropoda; Insecta; Lepidoptera; Noctuidae
Source: the annotation of a GenBank genome assembly
AAUUGCAGUCAUGCAAUCAGUGUAUGGUCGUUUGACCACGGUGAAUUGUAUACGUCUACCAAUACUACGUUUGUGUUACCUACUUCAACGCAUCAUGGAGAGAUCAUUCAGCUUCGCAGACGAUAAUGUAAAUACCUAUAAACAGUAUUACUACUCGCCUCUUUCUCCCCAACACGAAGAAGAGAGUGAUGACAUCGUUGUUAAUAACACAGGCGAUGGUGGAAAAAGGAAAUCGCAACCGAUUGAUACAUUUUUUGAAGUGGCACCAAAAAUAAAAAGGAGGAAGCUGCUAUCGUCGACUGUGGCACGAGCUGUUAAAGAUGGCGUAUCAUACAUCUCUACAAAUUCUGACGACGGAGGCCAAGCGACGCAUCUCAUAAAAAUUGAAAUGUAUGAUAUGAAGAAACUAUCCAAGAUUCCAACUAGUGAUCACUGGAAGCAUGCUACCACGAGGAUUAAAUAUUACGUAAAGAAUUAUAAGGAUAGCAUUUACGACAACACAAAUGGUCUCGUAUACAAUAUUACAAAGACAAUAGCAGAAAGUGAAAAAGUAAAAAAAUACUUUUUUAACAAUGACAGUCACUCAUUAGUGGACUAGUCAUAUUAAUACAAAUUAAGGAUUCUAAAGAUGUUUAUAAACUAAACAUAGAUAAACUAAUAGUAUAUGUUAACUAAUGAUAUAAAAGUUUGUGAUGAAAUGGAGAAGCGUGAACUGUUCGAUUCAUCGUAUGAUGAUGCUCGGAUACUCUCUUCUCUACUUUAAUUAUAAGUAGUAUAUUGUAGAAGAUUAAAUGGGGAAGGUUUAUAAAUAAAUAAAAAAUAGUACAUUGCAUACAUU